This is a messenger RNA of Micropterus dolomieu (smallmouth bass), 976 nucleotides long. Its product is annotated as REST corepressor 3-like. The transcript has 6 exons. Gene Ontology annotation, biological process: regulation of transcription by RNA polymerase II; negative regulation of DNA-templated transcription. Gene Ontology annotation, molecular function: transcription corepressor activity. The annotation marks the transcript as partial. The record is from RefSeq and is a predicted model, not a curated record. Gene Ontology annotation, cellular component: histone deacetylase complex; transcription regulator complex. NCBI's taxonomy places the organism in Eukaryota, Metazoa, Chordata, Actinopteri, Centrarchiformes, Centrarchidae.
GCGGAAGGAUCUGAAGCCACGGGCGCUGCAGCAGCUGGAGUCGCACCGCCGCCCGACGGUGCGUAAAAAGCCUUCCGCCGCGGUGGUUAGAUCCCGCUCAGUCACCGCAGUGAAGCGGCAGAAACCCCCUUCCCAGAAACCAUUUCACACAUUAAACCUAUUUGACGUUCAGAGCAGACUCUGGUGCGGAUAUCUGUGGCGUGUUGGAGCCUGAAGCGGCCGUGUUUAACGCGGUGGGAGCGAAGAGAAGAGUGCGACAGCGACACGGCCGGAGCUGCGGAGAGCGAGCGAACAGCAGCAGAAAACAAACCCUCCAGCUCCUGCUGACAUUUUACAUCCAGACACAGCGGCUCAGAACGGUGAAUUAACGCGGUGAGAUGCCGGGGAUGAUGGAUAAAGGCUCGGAGUAUCUGGGGAAAGGUCGUUCAAACGGCACCAAGAGUCCGUCCAACGCUUCUAACGGACAUUUUUCUGACGAGAGCGGCAGCGACGACGAACACGAUGUGGGGAUGCGGGUCGGAGCGGAUUACCAGGCCAACAUUCCCGAGUUCGAGCCCGGUUCCACGAAGUACUCGGACAAAGACAGCGGCGGGAUGCUGGUCUGGUCUCCGUACCACACCAUCGUGGACUCCAAGCUGGACGAAUACAUCGCCAUAGCCAAAGAGAAGCACGGAUACAACGUGGAGCAGGCGCUCGGCAUGCUCUUCUGGCACAAACACAACAUCGAGAGGUCUCUGGCCGACCUGCCGAACUUCACCCCGUUUCCUGACGAGUGGACGGUGGAGGACAAGGUGCUGUUCGAACAGGCCUUCAGCUUCCACGGCAAGAGCUUCCACCGCAUCCAGCAGAUGUUACCGGACAAAUCCAUCUCCAGCCUGGUGAAGUACUACUACUCCUGGAAGAAGACCCGGUCCAGAACGAGUCUGAUGGACCGACAGGCUCGCAAACUGGCCAACAGGAGCAACCAGGACGACAG